AUGGAAGAUGAAGAUGAAGAUGAGAUGAAGAUGGAGAUGAAGAUGGAGAUGGAGAUGAAGGUGAAGAUGGAAGAUGGGAGAUUCGCUAUCGGGAACCCGCCCUGGAGGAGUGGAAACGCUGGAAACGCUGGAAAGACUGGAAACACUGGCAAGAAUAAGGUGAUCCGAUACAGCAAGAUGCCGAAGAAGCUUCCCAUUGGCGAGAGAAGACCUCAUUUAAUCAAUAUUAUUAAGAACUUCCCAGAAUCGCCGCCUCCGACUCUCUGCUGUAUUAUCAAGAAGACCGCCCGAGACUGUGGAAUUGCCCCGCUGCAGGCCCCCACCACGCCUGGUUUCUGGCUUCUUCUUCUUCUUUGCCUCAGGAUCUUCUGGUUUCUCGACCAGUUGCUGAGAUAA
This is a messenger RNA of Penicilliopsis zonata CBS 506.65, 396 nucleotides long. RefSeq lists its product as hypothetical. The record is from RefSeq and is a predicted model, not a curated record. NCBI's taxonomy places the organism in Eukaryota, Fungi, Ascomycota, Eurotiomycetes, Eurotiales, Aspergillaceae. The coding region runs from base 1 to 396 and encodes 131 amino acids. The transcript is spliced from 2 exons.